UUCUCAUUUAAUGUUUCUUUAUUUUCAUAACUAUUUGACAGAUUCUCAAAACUAUGAAUGAACACGUGGAAUUAUGUACUUAACAAAAAAUGUCAAUAACUGAAUAUGUCUUAUUUUUAUGUGUUAGCAUUUUUGAUAGCUGCAAACCUUUCUCUUAAUGAGCCUGACGAGGUAGUUUUCACUUGUCUGUACUUGGUUCCAUUGGUUCAAUUGGUUCCAUCGGUUCAAUUGGUUCCAUCGAAACGAACAGCCAAGUGUUUACAAUAAGUGUUUCUGCCUUUAUUUUCCAACAUAAAAGUGUCCUAAAGAGUGAUUGCAGUUGGGAGCCUCUUGUCCUUUAUGACGGAGCCCAAGCAUGCAGGGUGCAGGCCAGCUGGAUACGGGACCGCCCUGCACACCCACCCUGCCUCCCCUUUUGGGCCCCUCCUUCGGGGAGGAGAACUUGGUUAAACGCCACUUUUACUGCGCUGUCAUGUUUCUCACAGGCCACAGAAGAGACACCGAGACCGCCAGAAACCAUCUUCGUGGAUGCGUGGAGUUUUUACCCCAAGUUUUUACCUAAAGAAAGUUUUCUCGUUCCUUUGCUUCCAUGGGCAGAUAAUCUUCUUUCUGUUCUGUGGUGAAACUCUGACGUUGGGUCGAAAUGCAGCUGAGGACUGUCCUUGAUGUCAAUGUUGUGGAUGUCCAGAAGAGAAGGAAUCCGUCCAAACACUACGUGUACCUUGUCAACGUGACCUACUCGGAUUCCAAUUCCCACGUCAUCUACAGGAGAUACAGCAAAUUUUUUGACCUGCAGAUGCGGAUUCUUGACAAAUUCCCCGUUGAAGGAGGACAGAAGGACCCCAAAAAGCGGAUUAUUCCUUUCUUGCCAGGUAAAGUCUUGUUUCGUCGAAGUCACAUCAGAGAUGUAGCUGUCAAAAGACUCAAGCACUUGGACAACUAUUGCAAAGCUCUGAUGAAGCUUCCCACCCACAUUUCCCAAAGCGAGGAGGUUCUGAAGUUCUUCGAGACCAAGUCAGAGGACCUCAACCCUCCCACUGAAGACUGCGGCGGCUCUGGUAGAUGCAAAUCAGGUUUGGACUCGUCGGACCACAUGCUUCUGGAGCAGUAUGUGGUGGUGGCCAGUUACGAGAAGCAAGAGCCUGCGGAAAUCAGCCUGCAAGCGGGUGAAGUGGUCGACGUCAUUGAGAAGAGCGAGAGCGGCUGGUGGUUUGUCAGCACUGCAGAGGAGCAGGGAUGGGUGCCCGCCACCUAUCUUAACUCCCACAGCGGCACUCGGGAUGACAUAGAGCUCGGCGCCUCCAAAUCCGGGCAAGAAGAGAAGUAUAUCACAGUGCAACCUUACACCAGCCAGGGCAAGGAUGAAAUAGCAUUUGAGAAAGGAGUGACUGUAGAAGUGAUUCAAAAGAACCUGGAAGGCUGGUGGUUUAUCAGGUACCAGGAUAAGGAGGGCUGGGCUCCAGCAUCUUACCUGAAGAAGCUGAGAGAGGACCUCUCGCCACAGAAAAAGACUGUGACCAGUCCGGUGGAGAUCAUUGGCAACAUUAUGGAGAUCAGCAAUCUACUCAACAAAAAAGCCCCAAGCGAGCAAGAUGCAGAGGCACUCUCAGAGACCCCGCAGGUCACUCAGAAGGAGAUCAGCUUGCCAGUGCUGCGUUCUAACUCCAGCCCUGUCAGCGGUAUCCAGGACAGCAAAGGAACAGAAGAGCAGGCCUCACCAGCUGUGGCCCGCAUCUCACCUCAUCGGGUGGAAAUUGGUUCCCCAAUCCUCAGGCAAAAACCUCCCCCCCGCAGAGAUGCAACCCUGGGAUUUCCUUUGCCAUCACCACCAGAGCCACCUACAGUCGAAGCAGAGUAUUACACCAUUGCAGAGUUCCAGUCUUGCAUAUCUGAUGGGAUCAGUUUCAACGGGGGCCAAAAAGCAGAAGUGAUUGAGAAGAACUCUGGAGGCUGGUGGUAUGUUCAGAUAGGAGAGAGGGAGGGCUGGGCUCCAUGUUCCUACAUUGAUAAACGCAAGAAGCCCAACCUGAAUCGUAGGACAAGCACACUAUGCCGCCCCAAAGUUCCCCCCCCGGCUCCACCUGUGAAAAAACAGGAUUCAGUGGAGACGGCCCCUCCCAGCAGCCCUGGUUCUGAGGCUCCAGAGUCUCCCAUGUCUCCAGGGAGGCCUGUGUAUGAAGAGCCGGAAUAUGAUGUUCCAGCUAUCGGUGAUCUGGACCUGGAGUCUGAGUUUGAGUUUUUGAGAGGCGAAGCUUCCUUGGUGGAUGGAAAGAAUGAGGACACUUCUUCCGACAAGGGUUCCCAGCUCUCCUCCAAACCCUCUCCGGCGUCAUCACUCCACAGUGCCUCCUUCAGGAUGGGGGAGUCAUUUGAAGAUGGUCACGAGGCAGAGGGAGAGGAAGAGUGUAUAUAUGAGAACGAUGGCUUCCGUCUCUUCAGGGAGACCCCUGUGAGGCAAUGCAGUCAGGAGUCCAUUUCCUCCAAGACGAGUGUCUCAUCAGAAACUGGCAAGAAAACCCCCAAAUCAGGGGGGUUGAAAUCUGCAGCAAACAAACUCAACAUUGACUUGAACGGAAGCCGACAGUCAGCCAAAAGUGAGGAGGGAUCCAGUUCAAAAUCAGCCUCCAAUGAGUCAACCCCAGAUAUGUCAAGACCCAAGAAAGAUCAAGAGGAAAGCAAAGCCUCCCUCAACACCAAAUCCUCCUCCAAACCGAAGCCAGUGGUGAGGCCUAAGCCACAGCUGGCAAAGGCGUCCAGUGGAGAUAAAAUGGACAUCAGCACCUUGAGAAGACAGCUGCGUCCCACAGGGCAGCUUAAGAGCAGCGCUAAAACCAAAGGAGAGGACUCUGAGACUGCCUCUGUUGUCUCCUCUGAGGAUUCCUUCUCUUCUCAGAGCACGUCCUCAGAGUUCUCCUCCAUCUAUUCCAAAGGUAGUAGGGGAGAUUCCGACCUGGAAGGCUGCGUCCUCUAUCGCACCACCGACCCCUAUGAGAGGGUCCAAGAGUCGGAGCUGAGCUUCCCUGCGGGGGUGGAGGUGCUGGUGCUGGAGAAGCAGGAGAGCGGCUGGUGGUACAUUCGGUGGGGCGACGUCGAAGGUUGGGCACCGACAUACUAUCUGGAGCCCGUGCACCAGCAAGAUGACAUGGGGGGAUCAGAAUCCGAUGGCACUCCUUCAAAACCUGGCAGCCUCAGCAAGUCCAACAGCCUGGAGAAGAAUGAGCAAAGGGUCCAAGCCAUGAACAACCUCAACCAAAACUUAAAGAAAGUGACUCCACCCAUCCCCUCCAAGCCUCCGGGUGGUCUUUCAAAACCGACUGGCUUGUUUGGGUCACGCAAACAGAACGGCGGCAAACAGCAGCAGGUUGUUCGUCCUCAGUCUGUCUUCAUCUCAGCUCCCAUUAGGGAUAGUCCAAGCCCUGUCGGCUCUCUAAGGAGAAACGAGUCCCUCAACUCCACCAACCACCCUCGCUCCACUCCCACCGUGCGACGCAACGCCUCCUUUGGCACGAUGCCCCGCAGCCUGGCACCCAACAACAUAGUGCUGCCGAGCAGGAACCAAACCGUCACAGGUAGCUCAGAAUUCCUGGGCAGCAGCCCUCAUAAGAGCGCCCCCCCUGUGUCCACAGUAAGACCUAAACCCCACAUCAUCCUCAACAACCUCAGAGAGGUCUACAUCUCUAUAGCAGAUUACCACGGUGACGAGGAGACAAUGGGAUUCCCAGAGGGGACCAGUCUGGAGGUUCUCGAGAGAAACCCCAAUGGUUGGUGGUAUUGCAAGGUGCUGGACAGCGGCAGGCCAAGGAAAGGGUGGGUUCCUUCUAAUUACCUCGAGAAAAAGCAUUAGUGUGUUUGGAGCUGGCAGAACUCUGAACAAGAAGACUACUUACUUUUAUUUCGCAGAAGAACCCCAAAACGUGCCGCCAAUCAGGAAAUUGCAAGAGGAGCAAAGCUAAAGAGGAAACACCAAAAGUGGAACUUAAUGCUUCAGUGGCGCCUUUCACACAGCAAAAGCAAUUUCAAAAUCUCGAGAGCAAUUGUGGCCACACACACUCAGUAGUAGAGUCUGUAUGAAAGGCACGGCCAAAUGAAUGUCACAUUUACAGUUUGCGCUUGGAUGCAGCAAAUCUCUUGUGUGAAAGGGACUCGUGAUGAAGUUGUCACCCUGUCAUUGUGUCAUUUUGUACAACGUUUUCUUUGAAGCAUUUAAAGCUUACUGCAUGAUUGAAGUGAUUCAUUAUACUGACAAUGCCUUGAGCUGUUUAAUGUUACAUUUUUCUUUUGCUGCUAAGUGUUAGCCACAUCUUGGUGCUGUCUAUUUGCAUGUUUUUAUAUAUUUUUCUUUGGUACUGUAUGCCACCAAUACACCUAAUAUCUUAACCAUUCAGCUGUCAUUUUCUUUGUGAGCAUCUCUCAUCAUCACAAUUUGCUUUGAUAGUAAAUAACUUGAUGGGUUACCAGGAAUACAAAGUCUGGGGAAAACCAAAGUCCAACCCUGUAUUUAUUCUUUUUUUUCCAUUUAUUUUUAAAUUUGACUGAUUUUUCAUCAACAACAUAUCUUCUAAUGAUCCGAUCAUUUAAAAAAUUUCUGCUGGGCAGUAAUUUUGACCAUUUUUUAGUCUAACUUUAGAUGCUCACGUUUGUUUCGUGUUUACAUUGUGACUAAGCAGCAAUAACUAAAGUACCUGAAAAUGAAAAUAAAUGCACUUUUGAACCGUUCUGUCAUUGUUCGUUG
This is a messenger RNA of Doryrhamphus excisus (bluestripe pipefish), 4732 nucleotides long. RefSeq names its product SH3 and PX domain-containing protein 2A-like. The record is from RefSeq and is a predicted model, not a curated record. Gene Ontology annotation, cellular component: cytoplasm. Gene Ontology annotation, molecular function: phosphatidylinositol binding; protein binding. NCBI's taxonomy places the organism in Eukaryota, Metazoa, Chordata, Actinopteri, Syngnathiformes, Syngnathidae.